AUGAAUAUAAAGAAAAAUACUUAGAAUGAUUGCAAUUUAUCAAUAGAUUCGAACAUUUAAGUAAUCUUUAAGACAAUUUUAGAUUAAUAUUGAUAGCGCUGAAAGUGAUGCAUUUUUGAAGAUUGACUAUUUAUAUGUAGUCCAAAGAUUUGACGUUUUCACAGCUUCAUCCCAAUGCGAGAAUUAAAAUUUUUACUUUAUUUAUUCAAUGGACAAUUUCAACACAGAUAUUGAAUAGAAAAAAUCUAAGCCAUACUUUAAAGCAAAUGCAGAAACCGAAUGCUAUGAAAGAAUAUCAUUACCAAGUUCUUGUAGAUCAUUCAAUAUGGAAGUAAAACAAAAUUUAAGUUCCACUAACCAAAAACUACUUUUUACUGUCUAAAGAAAUUAUAGGUACACAUGCCUUUGUCUGAACAGGUAUUGUAAUUAUUAUAAUAUAAGACCUGAUGUUUAGGUAAUAGGGUCAUCAGGAAAAAAAAUUGGUUAUGUUAGAUCCCCUUUAUUUUCAAUAUAAAAAACAGUUGAGAUAUUUGAUGCAAAUAAUAAUUUGUUAUUUAAUAUAAAAGGCAUUUGGAAUUAACUAUAAACAUAUUGUUAUUUGCCCUAUGAUUUUUGUAAAACUAUAUCUUUUGAUAUUCAUAAUAAGUUCAAUAAAGUAAUAUUUAAUAUAUUUAGAAAAUAGCUGAAAUAAAGAAGAUUGGCCACAAAAAGGGAUGCUGCUAUGAAUGUAUGUUGAAUGUAGAAUCAGAGUAUGCAGUCUAAUUUCCGAAACUAUCCUCUUAUGAAGAAAAAGCACUUAUACUCUCAGGUGUUUUCUUUUUAGACUAUAGUUUUUAUGAAGAAAGAUAUAGUGAUAUGUGUUGUUUAUGCAUAUAAAGGUGUUGCUGUUCUUAAUGUAUUGAAUGA
Molecule: messenger RNA, 906 nt
Organism: Paramecium sonneborni
Lineage: Eukaryota; Ciliophora; Oligohymenophorea; Peniculida; Parameciidae
Source: the annotation of a GenBank genome assembly